GUCGCUCUCUCCUUCGCAUCAAUUUCGCGAGCCCGUCACACAGUUUUCUUUUCCACACUGGCUUCAUAAUUCUUGCGGGUUUACAAUCGCAUAAAAUAAGUGAAAAGAGGUCCACGAGUAACAAGAGAAAUGAGCGAAACUAUUAAUACCGCGGCUCAGUUUCCGAGCUUCGAGAAACCGACCGUGCAGUUUAAUGAAAAGGGCUGGGGACCAUGCGAGCUGCCGGACACGUUUAAGGACGUCCCGUACCAGCCAUUCAGCAAGAACGAUCGCCUGGGCAAGAUCUGCGAUUGGACAAGCACCUCCAAUAAUGACAAGAAGUAUCAGAACAAAUAUGCUUCUACCUUUGGCACCGGCAAUCAAUAUGCCUAUUAUCAUGAGGAGGACGAAACAACUUUCCACCUAGUGGAUACGGCCCGAGUUCAGAAGCCACCUCAUCAACGCGGACGCUUCCGCAAUAUGCGCAAUUCACGGUCUGGACGUGGCCGCAAUGCUCGCGGCGGUCUCAAUACGCAUGGUCAUGGCAUGACCACACUGAACAGCAAGAAUGUGAAAGCGCGUGAUCCUCGUCGCGGUGUGGGCAAGCGAUUUGGCAAUCGUGGUCCCCCACCCAAGAUGCGCGAAUCUUCUGUAGCUGUACGUGCCGACUGGGCCUCCAUUGAGGAGAUGGACUUCCCGCGUCUUAUGAAGCUUUCUUUGCCGAACAUUAAGGAAGGUGAAGAUAUUACAACUUGUGGCACCCUCGAGUACUAUGAUAAGACGUACGAUCGCAUCAAUGUUAAGAACGAGAAACCGCUGCAAAAGAUUGAUAGAAUUGUGCAUACCGUAACCACGACCGAUGAUCCGGUCAUACGUCGUCUGUCAAAAACGAUUGGUAAUGUUUUUGCCACGGAUGCCAUUUUGGCUACCAUUAUGUGCUCAACGCGUUCCAACUACUCAUGGGAUAUUGUCAUUGAAAAAGUUGGAGAGAAGAUUUUCAUGGAUAAACGUGACCAUACCGAAUUCGAUUUGCUAACCGUAAAUGAGACUAGCGUUGAACCGCCUACUGAUGACGACAGCUCGUGCAAUUCGCCGCGUAAUCUGGCCAUCGAGGCAACCUUUAUAAACCACAACUUUAGCCAGCAAGUGCUCAAGACCGGCGACCAGGAGGCAAAGUAUAAAUUUGAGGAACCCAAUCCGUUUAUCAGCGAAGAUGAGGACAUCCAAGUAGCUAGUGUUGGCUAUCGCUACAAGAAAUGGGAACUCGGAAGCGACAUUGUUCUUGUGGCCCGCUGCGAACAUGAUGGAGUGCUGCAAACCCCGAGCGGAGAGCCCCAGUUCUUGUCCAUCAAGGCACUGAACGAAUGGGACUCCAAGCUGGCCAACGGCGUUGAGUGGCGCCAGAAAUUGGAUACGCAACGCGGCGCUGUGUUGGCUAACGAGCUGAGAAACAAUGCCUGCAAGCUGGCCAAAUGGACAGUGCAAGCUGUGCUCGCCGGCUCCGAUCAACUAAAACUGGGCUAUGUAUCGCGUAUUAAUCCUCGCGAUCAUUCGCGUCACGUUAUCCUCGGCACCCAGCAGUUUAAGCCGCAUGAGUUUGCCACGCAGAUUAAUUUGAGCAUGGACAACGCCUGGGGUAUUUUGCGGUGCAUUAUUGACCUUGUGAUGAAGCAGAAGGACGGCAAAUAUCUGAUCAUGAAGGAUCCAAACAAGCCGAUUAUUCGCUUGUACGAUAUUCCCGAUAAUACAUUUGAUUCUGAUGAUUCGGACGAUGGCGAGGGCGAUGACGGUGAAGGUUUCCAGCAGGUCUACAACUAUGCCAACAACAGCAACAAGAUUUAGUUUCAUUUCCAGCUCUGUUUGCAUCUUAAAGUUAUAAACACAAACACAUCCAAGCAUAUAAACAUACUCGUAUAAUCAUAACACAAUAACCGGUUAAACAAUGCCACAACACAGUUAUAUAUUUGCUGGCAUUAGCUUUAAUCAUUUGAUUUUAAGUUGGCUGCAAUUGCAAGUGCCACGAAUUCCGAGUAAAGCGCAGAAUGGAAACAGA
Drosophila arizonae is the source of this 2032-nucleotide messenger RNA. RefSeq names its product eukaryotic translation initiation factor 3 subunit d1 (gene eIF3d1). Gene Ontology annotation, cellular component: cytoplasm; eukaryotic translation initiation factor 3 complex. Gene Ontology annotation, biological process: translational initiation. Gene Ontology annotation, molecular function: translation initiation factor activity. The record is from RefSeq and is a predicted model, not a curated record. NCBI's taxonomy places the organism in Eukaryota, Metazoa, Arthropoda, Insecta, Diptera, Drosophilidae.